Molecule: messenger RNA, 822 nt
Organism: Exophiala bonariae
Lineage: Eukaryota; Fungi; Ascomycota; Eurotiomycetes; Chaetothyriales; Herpotrichiellaceae
Exons: 1
Coding region: 1-822 (273 amino acids)
Biological process (GO): lipid metabolic process
Molecular function (GO): phosphoric diester hydrolase activity
Source: RefSeq, a predicted model, not a curated record
AUGCAGAAUCCGGUGUCUCCUUUUUAUUCUGAUGGAGAAUAUCCUUCAGAUCCGAAUGAGAAAUUCCCUCUCAACGGCGUUUUCGAUACAAAUCCGACGCAGACCCUUGUACUUCUCAUCGACUUUAAGUCCCAUGGCCCAGAUAUCUGGUGGGAACUGCAAUCACAACUAUCACCACUUCGAGAUAAAGGUUACCUUACCUAUUUCAACGGUGUCGAUAUAGUGGAAAGACCAAUAACGGUGGUCGGGACUGGGGACGCGCCGUUUGAGUGGUUGACAGCAAACGAAACUUACAGAGAUGUUUUCUUCGAUGCACCCUUGGUCGAGCUGGCGGAUGAUUCGGUGCUGUGGCCGAAUCCCAACCGCGCUCAAGAUCCUUCGAGAGCUUGCAAAAAAGGGCUUCCUAAACCUGACGGUCCUAGCCCUGAGCCUGGGUCGAACCCAGGAGCAGCAACGUGUGAGGAGAAGAAAGGGGACAGGAGACAUGUUAGGGGGAGGAUUUGGCCUGUAACCGACCAGGGCAAUCUCCUUUACAACAAAUCCAACAGUUAUUACGCUUCUGUAAGCUUUACAAGGUCCAUCGGCCGUAUUUGGGGUUCCCGGUUAAGCCAGGAUCAGCUUCAGCUCAUCCGGAGUCAGAUUCAAGGAGCACAUCGGCGGGGUUUGAAGGUGCGCUAUUGGGGUAUUCCACAGUGGCCACUUGGACUUCGGAAUCACAUAUGGCAUAUUUUGAUGAGGGAAGGCGCAGACUUCCUCAGUGUAGAUGACCUGUACGGGGCAACACAGACUGAUUGGAGAAGGGAACGAAGUCGACGGGGAUAA